Molecule: messenger RNA, 1127 nt
Organism: Labrus mixtus (cuckoo wrasse)
Lineage: Eukaryota; Metazoa; Chordata; Actinopteri; Labriformes; Labridae
Gene: srp9
Product: signal recognition particle 9
Exons: 3
Coding region: 114-374 (86 amino acids)
Biological process (GO): negative regulation of translational elongation; SRP-dependent cotranslational protein targeting to membrane
Cellular component (GO): signal recognition particle, endoplasmic reticulum targeting
Molecular function (GO): 7S RNA binding
Source: RefSeq, a predicted model, not a curated record
CCGUCUUCACGCUGCUGCUGAUGUGGUGUUCCCAAGUUAGCAAAAACCUCCUGAGCCGACACGAACCGGCUGAUUUUUGUUAAAAUAAAAACGUUUUUUGUCUAAUAUUAAAAAUGCCUUUUUAUCAGACGUGGGAGGAGUUCGCCCGGGCAGCGGAGAAACUGUACCUGACGGAUCCAAUGAAGGUCAGAGUGGUGCUUAAGUACAGACAUUGUGAUGGAAACCUUUGCAUUAAAGUGACCGACAACGCCGUGUGUUUGCAGUACAAGACGGAUCAGGCCCAGGACGUGAAGAAGAUCGAGAAGCUGCAUGGAAAACUGAUGAGACUCAUGGUGUCCAAAGAGACGCACAGUGGUGCCAUGGAGACGGACUGAAAUGCUCUAGGAGAACUAGAGCAAGUGGACUGAGUUCAGUGGACACAAUGGUUGUUGAGAGCACAGAACCACCGGAGUGCGAUGCAGAGUCUGAGAGAGAGGAGCGGAGAUAAAGAGAGAAUGUAGGGAGAUUGAUUUGGUUGCCUCUGCUGAUCUUAUACCAUCAGAGAUGUGAUAAACAUACUGUAUAUAUUUUAUUCUCUCAGGAUUUUGUUGUUUUUUAUGCUACCUGUUAGUCAAUAAAACCCCAUUAUUCUACGUGUCCUGGAGGGGCAUUUUGUUCACAUCUCUGAUGGUAUGAAUAAAACAGAAACUCAGUGUAGGCCGCUGAGUGAUGUAAGGAAAUGUACAGAAGAGGAAACGAGAGGGGGGGGGGGGGGGUGGUAGAGAGGGAUGAACAGAUCCUUUGCUGCUGAGUAAGCAGCGUUGGCACCUUGAUUUGUCUGAAGGAGGACUGUAUUUAUUUUCAUUUUUAAAUGAGAUGAAGGUGUCACAUGAAUUUUUUUUGUUUUUUUAAGAAGAACAAUGAAGCUACGUUGGGUUCAAUGUCAGCACCGCUAAUGGUUUCAUUUUCUAUGUCCUCAUGGACUCGUGCCACAUGAAUUAAGCAGGACCUUUUGAUUUAGUAAAAAUGACCCCCCCCCCCCCGCCCCCCAAUAAACAACAACAACAUGCCUCUGAACGCCAUGUCAUCGCCUCAGAAUAAUUAUGUUACACAUGUUGAAUAAAAGUUUAUUGACCCCAGUAAAGCCA